Messenger RNA from Larimichthys crocea (large yellow croaker), 2902 nucleotides. It is a transcript of the gene relb, whose product is annotated as v-rel avian reticuloendotheliosis viral oncogene homolog B. Bases 240 to 2024 code for a protein of 594 amino acids. The transcript is spliced from 11 exons. The record is from RefSeq and is a predicted model, not a curated record. Gene Ontology annotation, molecular function: RNA polymerase II cis-regulatory region sequence-specific DNA binding; DNA-binding transcription factor activity, RNA polymerase II-specific. Gene Ontology annotation, cellular component: nucleus; cytoplasm. Gene Ontology annotation, biological process: cellular response to stress; innate immune response; positive regulation of transcription by RNA polymerase II. NCBI's taxonomy places the organism in Eukaryota, Metazoa, Chordata, Actinopteri, Sciaenidae.
CCUGGUGCGGAAACACAAAACUGAUGCAAACUACGCUCCAGUCGUCAGUCGACACAUGGCUUCAAGUCGGUUUGACACCUUUCCUCCGCUCCAAAGCUGGUGUACACCCUCACGAGUCUUUACCCUCGAGCUGAGACCCAGACAAGACUGACUGACGCGGGAAAUUGUCCUAUUUUUUUGGAAACAAUUCAAGGACACGACGUCAGAAGUCUUUAAAAAGACUCCUUACAUCACAUGCGAUGAAAGACAUGGACUUCAACGGUACUUCUGAGCCGUCAAUGACAGACAUUGAUGACCUUACUGAAAUCAUCAUAAAGGACUGUAAGAACCACCUUCCUGGACCUCCCCCUCCUCCGGUCGACCUCCUUCAGCCGUACAGUGAGAACCACUGGAGGCACCGACAGAGCUCCUCACCGCCCUCCCAACACGUGCUGGUGGCGAGAGGCACCGCAUGUCAGCCAACCUGCACCUUCCCUCAGCCCCUGCAGCAGCAGUCGUGCACUUCAAGAGAGAUGGCUCAUGCUUCCCGGGGAGCAGCCUCUCCAUCCGGUGCUUCUCGCCGUGGUCGAGGCGCCGCGUGUUUGCUGACCUCUAACAGCUCCGGAGGAGUUUCCUCUCAGAACCGGGGAGGCGACACCGAGCUUCUGGAGCGUAUCCUGCAAAAGCCCAAGCUGGUGGUGGUGGAGGAGCCCAAGGAGAGAGGCAUGAGAUUUCGCUACGAGUGUGAGGGACGCUCAGCCGGAAGCAUCCUGGGGACGUCCAGCACUGAAACCAACAAGACUCAGCCUACGAUAGAGAUUCAAGGCUCCAUCGACCACAUAAAGAGGGUCAAAGUCACCGCUUCCUUGGUGACCAAAGACCUCCCACACCGGCCUCACCCCCACUGUCUUGUGGGCAAAGACUGUCCGAACAAUUCGGGAAUCUGCGUGGUCACGCUCAAUCCUCACAGCAAUCGACGCCACAGCUAUGCUAACCUCGGUAUUCAGUGUGUGAGGAGGAAAGAGCUGGACCAAUCUCUCAAGAAGAGAAGAAGCCAAAACAUCGACCCCUUUCAAACCGGUGACACAAAGGGGAUUGAAGACAUGGACAUGAACGCCGUACGUCUGUGUUUUCAGUGCGAGCUCGAGUGGGACGACGGCAGAAAAGACUCUCUGAGCCCAGUCGUCUCCAACCCCAUCUAUGACAAGAAGGCCACGACUACAUCGCAGCUGAAGAUCAGCUGUUUGAACCAGUACAGAGGUUCCUGCUCCGGCAAGACCGAGAUCUACAUGCUGUGUGACAAAGUGCAGAAAGAUGACAUAGAGAUCAUCUUCAGGCGAGGGUCGUGGAAGGCGAGUGGCGAGUUUGCCCAGACAGACGUGCACCGGCAGAUCGCCAUCGUGUUUAAGACUCCGCCCUACCAGGACCAGGACAUCACGGAGGAAGUGGAAGUCAGCGUCGCCCUGCGGCGCCUCUCAGACCAGAUGGAGAGCGAGCCCAUCACCUUCACGUACCUGCCACACAACCCAGAUCCAUACGAGGUGAAGCGGAAGAGAAAGAUCAAGUCAGACAUCAGCUUUAGAGAGAAAUCUUGUAUGACAGAAAGUGGACCUGCAGUAGAGCAGCCGUUCCACUUCCCUCAGCCUGAAACCAUGUCUCUAGACGAGAGGCUCUGCGUUCCCCAGGCUGGGGCCUCCGCUUCAGGGGAAAUGUGUUACAACGAACCCCAGGAUUCAAACAAUGACACCGAGGAGUCUAUCAUCCUCAAUCAGUUGCUAGACAUGCCCGGAUUAUGUGAAAUAAUUUUCGACCCGAGUUUCGCCGCGUCCAUGUCCACCGGAUUUGAGCCGGGGCCUGAUGCCAACUCCACGUUUCCCAACAUGGAUAUGAACUUCAACCAGAGCGUUGGCUCGUACGGUCAGGACUUUUCCCUUUACAACGACUUGCAGUUCAACAGGCUCGUCAACGAGCACCAGACGCCACAGUCUGAGGCACAGGACAGCCCCUCCAACAUGGUUCGUGUAAAGACAGAAGAGGAGCUAUGAAGACUCUUACACACGCUCACCGUCCACUAAAAGAAUAAUAAACAUUUUGGGAAAUAUGCUUAUUGCCUUUGGAAACAGGAUAGCUGACCUACUGCUGGAUUCACAUAUUUAGCCUACAGACAUGAGAGUAUUCAUCUAACUCUCAACAAGAAAGGGAAUAAACAUAUUUCUCAAAAUGUUCAUCCAUGAACCGUCCGAGCCAAACAAGAUAAUAUCCCCAAUCCAAGACGAAGCAAAAGGCCUCCUUUGCUCCGGCUGCUUUCACUGUGAAAUGUGUCUGUAGACUCAUUUAGUUUCACGACUCUGCACUGUCGCCCUUGCUGGUCAAGGCUCUAGCAAGCAGUAGCAGGUUAAUAUUUCCUAAGUAAUAAAUGCUGCUAGCAUUAAUGUUCAAGGCUUAAGGUCAAAGGAAGGUGAUUCUCACAGUCAGCAUGGAGCCUAAAAGGAGAACUCGUGAAUAUAUUAAACCUGGAUAGGUUUAAACAGUAGAAACCAUCCAACCUUACAUGAAUUGCUGUCUAUCUGUAAAUCAUUGAUUGGGUCAGACCCGUCAUGUAACGUCUGUUGUCGGCAAUGUGUAGUUCAAGAAUAGUGAGUAGUUUCAGAUCUGUUCUUUAUUGCUCUUGUCUGCUGUUGCUCCCUGUUGAUGCCGUCGUCACACCAGCUGGCUUGUUUAAUAUUUAAUCAACUUUAAAACACAAUAGAAAACCAGUCCCUCUAGUAUUCAUAGCUCUGUCUGUGUCAGUUCCUAUUGUUCCACAGUUUCACUCUCGUGCUGAGCAUUCAAAUUUCCACUCGCAGCUUGUCCAUGUCCGCCCCCUCACUGUAACGCUGUAGUAAUAUUGCAGAAGAGCUGUAAAUAAAAUGUCAGUCUGUUA